Messenger RNA from Phanerochaete carnosa HHB-10118-sp, 509 nucleotides. RefSeq lists its product as uncharacterized. NCBI's taxonomy places the organism in Eukaryota, Fungi, Basidiomycota, Agaricomycetes, Polyporales, Phanerochaetaceae. The transcript is spliced from 3 exons. Gene Ontology annotation, molecular function: protein tyrosine kinase activity; ATP binding. The record is from RefSeq and is a predicted model, not a curated record. Gene Ontology annotation, biological process: protein phosphorylation. The coding region runs from base 21 to 509 and encodes 162 amino acids.
CUGUCCCGGACUCCUAGCGCAUGGUUCUCGAGUUAAGCUGCUGGCUACUCGCCCACGAGCGCGUCAUUCAUCUAUAUGGCGUCACGAACAAGUACGCGGCCCCGGGCCUGGUCUUCGACUGGGCCGAGAAUGGGAACGGCAUGGACUAUAUCAGAGAGCUGCUCGAGCACCCUCGGAAGGUCCAAGUCCCGAUCAUCCGCAACGUUGCCGACGGCCUCAAGUUUAUCCACGACGAAGGGGUCGUCCACGGCGACCUCAAGGCGGCAAACGUUCUCAUUCAUGCGGACAACCGUGCGGUGCUCGCUGACUUUGGGCUCUCACGCUUCGCGCGAGGUCAUCCGAGUGACUAUGAUCCUGCGCGCCUAGGCAGCCUGCGAUGGUGCGCGCCGGAGCUGCAGAACGAGGGCCAGGCGCGCGCGACGUUCGAGAGCGACAUGUUCGCGUUCGGGAUGCUCUGCCUCGAGGUGUGCCUGCUGCCUGCACCACUUCUCCACGCUGCACGAGACUGA